GAAGCUUCAAGUUCAUCUUUCGGGAUUUGAAAAAGGCAACAGUAUGCAAGUCUCAAGGACCAUAGGAUACUUCCAUGGAAACAUUUUCUUAUUUAGUGCUAUAAUAGGGGGAGGAAUAUUUAUAUCUCCUAAGGGGGUAUUAAAAUACUCUGCACUGAACAUUCCUGUCUCCCUGAGUAUAUGGGUAACAUGUGCCAUACUGAAUAUGAUCAAUGCUCUCUGUGUUGCAGAGUUAGGGACCACCUUCCCUAGAAGUGCAGCACCAUAUUUUUUCAUGAAAAGAUCUCUUGGAUCUUAUACUGCUUUCCUGAAUCUUUGGGUGGAACUUUUUGGUCUUUUCAUAGGACUGGCUGCACAAAGCUUGUUGGUAGCUAGCUAUCUAAUUCAGCCUUUGUAUGCUCUCUGCCCACCCCCAGAGCUACCAAAGAAAUGCCUAGCUUUGGCCAUUUUGCGGUCUUUGGGACUUCUGAAUAUUCAGGGGUUGAAAACAGUGACCUGGUUUCAAACUCUCAGUACUUUGGUGAAGGUGGCUAUUCUCUGUUUCAUUUCCAUAACUGGGAUUGUGCUGUUAGUGAUUGGGAAAAAGGAGAACGUGUCCAGGUUUGAGAAUGCUCUAGAUGCUGAACUUCCUGGUGCCUCACAAAUUGUGGAAGCCAUUCUCCAAGGAUUCUAUGCCUAUGGGGGAUCCACACUCCUGGUCAACAUGGCAGUGAUUGGGAAAAAGGAGAACGUGUCCAGGUUUGAGAAUGCUCUAGAUGCUGAACUUCCUGGUGCCUCACAAGUUGCAGAAGCCAUUCUCCAAGGAUAUUAUUCCUAUAUGGGAUCAACACUUCUGAUUGAAAUGGCAGGGGAGGUGAAAAACCCUGGUCAGACAAUUCCCAGAACUGUGCUUUCUGCCUUGUCCAUCGUGACUGUGAUAUAUUUAUUGACUAAUGUAUCCUUCCUGACAGUUUUGACACCAAAGGAAAUCAUCUCUUCAGAUUCUGUUGCUGUCACGUGGAUGGACAGAGUAUUCCCUUCCAUGAAAUGGGUCAUUGCACUGGGGAUUUCAGCUUCAAUGACUGACAGCACUUCUUGUGGAAUACUUACAGGAUCAAGGCUGAUCUAUGCUGCAAGCCAAGAGAAACAAUUGCCUAUGAUCUACUCUAUGCUUAACAAGCACCUCUCUCCAGCUGUAGCUUUGAUCCAGUUAAUCAUUAUGUCAUCUAUUGCUGUUAUAUCAUCUAAUUUAAUCAACUUACUAAAAUAUCUAGGAAUAGCAUCUUGGGCUUUAAGUGUGAUAAAUAAGAUUGCUUUACUAAAAAUGAGAUACCAGGAGCCAGAUCUACAGAGACCUUAUAAGGUGGACUCCUCUGUUACUUGGCUGGUGUUUACCUUAAACAACGAUCGGCUUCUUUUGAGAAAAUUACUUGUUAUUUACAAUUACUAUUUAAUAUUUUACUAUCUGAUGAUCAUGAAACAUGCAUUUCUGGUGGAGUCCAGCAUUCUAAAUGCAGUCCAUUUAGAAGAUAGUUUGGAGGCUCAAAUUUCAAGACUCAGCGGGCCUGAAUUUCAACCUUCCAAAGAUUAA
Fukomys damarensis (Damara mole-rat) is the source of this 1570-nucleotide messenger RNA. Its product is annotated as solute carrier family 7 member 13. The transcript has 6 exons. The record is from RefSeq and is a predicted model, not a curated record. Gene Ontology annotation, molecular function: L-amino acid transmembrane transporter activity. Gene Ontology annotation, biological process: amino acid transmembrane transport. Lineage: Eukaryota; Metazoa; Chordata; Mammalia; Rodentia; Bathyergidae. The coding region runs from base 44 to 1570 and encodes 508 amino acids. Gene Ontology annotation, cellular component: membrane.